CAAUAAAAUGACGCAGACGCAAGAAUGAUGAUUACUACAAUAUUUUUCAACUUGAUAUCAUUUUAAAAAUAAGAUUUUAUUUACUUUAGGAUGCCCAUUAUUUCUCUAAUCGAUUUUUGUAUAAACAACAAAAAGUAUUGUUUUUUGACUUUGCUGUGUGUGUUUUGAAACUGUGAUUGGACUAAUAAUAAUGGUAAAAUACACAACUUCACCUGUACCAUCUAAUUAUCCCAGAAGUACUUCUCCGUUGCCUGCACCAGCUAAUUACCAACCAUGUACACCUAGUGCAGCGGCAAAACGCUACAUAUACUUGAGAAGAUUGUUCAAAUUCAAUCAAAUGGACUUUGAUUUUGCAGCCUGGCAAAUGGUAUAUUUGUUUGUCUCACCACAGAAGGUGUUUAGAAAUUUCAACUAUAGAAAACAUACUAAAUCACAAUUUGCCAGAGAUGAUCCUGCAUUUCUAGUUUUACUGAGUGUGUGGCUUUUCUUAUCUUCAGUAUGUUUUGCGCUGGCUAUGGGACUUACAACAAUACAAACAGCAUUAUUUGUGCUGUAUGUUGUGUUUGUUGACUUUAUAGGAGCUGGGAUAUUUAUGUCAACAGUAUUAUGGGUUGUAAGCAACAAAUACCUACGAAUGGACUCUUCAGCCCCUGAUGUAGAGUGGGGUUAUGCAUUUGAUGUCCAUAUUAAUGCAUUCUUUCCACCCUUGUCACUAUUGCAUUGCUUUCAGAUAUUACUUUUCAAUGGCCUUCUUAGUCAUGGCGGUUUACUGUCAUGUGUUGUUUCAAACACAUUUUGGUUGGCUUCCUUCAUAUAUUAUUUGUACAUCACAUUUCUGGGAUACAGCAAUCUACCAAUGAUGAAAAAUACUCGAAUAUUUCUACUGCCCCUACCGUUACUGGUGCUGCUCUAUUUAGCAUCACUAAUGGCAGAUUGGAAUCUUAGUCAUAUGCUAAUGAAUUUUUACCAUUACAGAGUACUUUAAGAAAAACACUUAUUCCACUAUAUAUAUGCUUGUAAUAUCUGCCUGAAAAAUGAAAAAUAUUAAACUACUUAGUCUAAGAAACUAAUUUCCUAUUAUUUAAAAGUGUUGUUGAAUUUAUUAUCAUUUGAACUAAAUAAAUAGUAACAUUGGGACUUGAUUAUUUAUUAUUUCGCGUGAAACGCAGGUAGAUAAUACAUGGGAUGCCAUCCAUUUGUUUUGUGUUUCAUUGUUUUAUUAAUUAGUUUGUGAUCAACAACAACAAUUCUAAAAUUAUUCUAUCUCAGUUUUGUAUGUCUGCAACUAUAUACAAUGGAUAAAUUAGGUAUUGUUACGUGAAUAAACCCAUAUGAGUACUUUUAUAAACUCAAGUGACCAAGGCAAUAAAAUUUAUUCAUGGUUGUAAACUGUUAGUUUAAGUGAUUUAAUUGUAAAUUAAUAUAUUAUACAAAAAUAUACUUGUUAUUAUUGUUCGCCGUUUGCUAGUAUAAAAAAACAAUACUGUUUCAAUGUUAUUUAUAAGAGAUAUCUUUUGCUUCAGUUCUUCAUAUUUAAAUAUAAAAUAAUACAUUAUGUUGUGUAAGUAAAUUCUUAGACAGUUGCUUGCUGGGCACAACUCCUGUGAAACAUUCAAAACAAUAGUUGUUAUUUAAUAAUUUAGCAUUCAAACGUUAAAGUUUCAUUUAUAUUAUGACAAUAUAUAUAUUUUAACUUACAUUGGUGUAAAUAGAUUUUAAAUUAAGUUUAUAAAACUAGCUAUAUUAAUCUUCGUUUUGUUAACUGGACGCGAAAUUUCGAGUGUUUUUCAAUGUACU
Molecule: messenger RNA, 1797 nt
Organism: Pieris brassicae (large cabbage white)
Lineage: Eukaryota; Metazoa; Arthropoda; Insecta; Lepidoptera; Pieridae
Gene: Unc50
Product: protein unc-50 homolog
Exons: 6
Coding region: 191-985 (264 amino acids)
Cellular component (GO): Golgi membrane
Source: RefSeq, a predicted model, not a curated record